AUGCAACCAAAUUGCAGUCAUCUCCACAACAUCCAAGGGAGUGGUGAUGACUCUUCAUCUUCUCAGAGUGCCCACGCAGCAAGGUUGUCAGGAGAGAGCUCAUGCCAUCACAGCGGAGAUGUUCGCAUACAGCUAAACUCUGCUGUGGGAGAGGCCAGAGAAAGCGCGAGUUCCCUGCAUUCGAGGCCAGGUUCCCAAAGUCGCUCACACGGACAUGCCCACAGCGAUGCAGGGGGGCUCGAUGAUUCUGCUCCAGACUCGGAGGAACACAGCGGCAGCUCCUUCUCAGAGCUCAGACACCUCUUCCAGUGGCUGCACAAAAGUCUGCCGUAUAUCUUGAUUCUGUGUGUCAAAUUGAUCAUGCAGCAUAUAAUUGGCAUUUCUCUUGGAAUUGGGCUGCUAACAACUUAUAUGUAUGCAAACAAAAGCAUAGUAAAUCAGGUUUUUCUAAGAGAACGGUGCUCCAAGUUGCAAUGUGCUUGGUUACUAGUAUACCUAACUGGAUCAUCUCUCCUCUUGUAUUACACCUUUCAUUCUCAGUCACUGUAUUACAGCUUAAUCUUUUUAAACCCUACUGUGGAUUUUAUGAACUUCUGGGAGGUACUUUGGACUGUGGGAGUCACAGACUUUAUCCUGAAAUUCCUCUUCAUGGGCUUCAAGUGCUUUGUUCUCUUGGUGCCUUCUUUUAUGAUGUCCUUUAAAUCCAAGGGCUACUGGUACAUGCUGUUAGAAGAACUCUGCCAGUAUUACCGUAUGUUUGUCCCCAUACCAGUUUGGUUCCGUUAUCUUAUUGGCUAUGGGGAGCUGGACAGUGUACUAGGAUGGACCCUGGGGAUAUUGCUGGGCCUUCUCUACCUCAUCCUAAAACUUUUGAGCUUUUUUGGACAAUUGAGAAACUUCAGGCAGGUCUUACGGAUAUUUUGUACACGACCACACUAUGGGGUGACAGCUAGCAAGAGACAGUGUUCUGAAUCGGAUGAUAUUUGUUCAAUCUGCCAAGCUGAAUUUCAGAAGCCUGUUCUACUUAUCUGUCAGCACACAUUUUGUGAAGAAUGCAUCUCUUUAUGGUUUAAUAGAGAAAAAACGUGUCCACUCUGCAGAACUGUUAUUUCAGACCAUGUUAACAAGUGGAAGGAUGGAGCUACAUCUAUGCAUCUACAGAUUUUCUAAAGCAUGUCAAACAACUUGUUUUACAGUUUGUUUGUUCAAGCUGAGGUUUUUCAGUUUACUGCAGAUUAAAUUGUAGAUGGCACAAGAAACGAGUUUCC
Molecule: messenger RNA, 1268 nt
Organism: Pelecanus crispus (Dalmatian pelican)
Lineage: Eukaryota; Metazoa; Chordata; Aves; Pelecaniformes; Pelecanidae
Source: RefSeq, a predicted model, not a curated record